Lactuca saligna is the source of this 594-nucleotide messenger RNA. The record is from the annotation of a GenBank genome assembly. Lineage: Eukaryota; Viridiplantae; Streptophyta; Magnoliopsida; Asterales; Asteraceae.
AUGUGGCAGGUCCGUGUGAAAGCCAUAUGUGUGCUUAAGGCGAUAUUGAGGAAGAAAAAUGAUGAACCUUUUUCCAUUGUCAGCUCUUACUUUACUGAAAAUAUAGACGUCGUGGUAAAAUGCUCUGAGUCUCCUCAAGCCUCUUUAAGGGAAAAUCCAAAUAAGGUUCUAAGCCUUCUUAAUGGAGAACAAAGUGGUAGCAGGAUAAGCCAUCAAGAAAAACGGAAUGGAGUCUGUACACAGGAAGUUACUGGUCUUGGUAUAUGUGUCGAGGUGGUAAAGAAUAAGCUAGCACCAGCUAUGAUAAAGGCAGAGCUGGAGAUUGAGUGUAGAGGUGAGUUUUGUGUUUUCAAGUUUACAGGUAAUUUGAAUGAGCGAGUAAGAGAUAGGGUUUUAUACAAUAUACUUAUUCAAGCUGAUGUUUAUGGGUGGAGCAGUGAAUUUGUUAUUAUUUCUAAUCUAUCAUGGCAACCUUCAACAGUAGUUUUGGACUGGCACAUUCUUGCAGAAGAUAUCAUGUACGUGUUCUUGUGCUGCUAUUGUGGAUUCAGGAACAUCCUUGCUUACUGUUCCAACUGUAUGUAUUUCACGUGA